This is a messenger RNA of Rhizopus microsporus ATCC 52813, 1365 nucleotides long. RefSeq names its product WD40 repeat-like protein. The coding region runs from base 1 to 1365 and encodes 454 amino acids. NCBI's taxonomy places the organism in Eukaryota, Fungi, Mucoromycota, Mucoromycetes, Mucorales, Rhizopodaceae. The transcript is spliced from 7 exons. Gene Ontology annotation, cellular component: Set1C/COMPASS complex. Gene Ontology annotation, molecular function: protein binding. The record is from RefSeq and is a predicted model, not a curated record.
AUGUAUAGAUUAAUAACAACAAAUCCUUGGGAACAAGAAUAUCCUCAACUGAUUGAAGAAACAUUGGAAGAUGGUUAUGUGCUCAACUGUAAAUUUAACAAAAGAGGCACUUUACUUGCUGCAGGUUGCCUAGACGGAAGAUGCAUCGUUUGGGACUUUGAUACCAAGGGUGUAUCACGUAACUUGAUUGGACACGUUAAACCUGUGUCAAGUAUAAGUUGGUCUCGCAACGGCAAAUAUUUAUUAUCAGCAUCAAAGGAUUGGACUUGCAUCUAUUGGGAUCUGAUCACUGGGAAAAAGAAGUUAAAGAUAAGAUUUGAUACACCAGUCUUAAUGGCUCAUAUGCAUCCAAAGAACAAUCAUCGAUUUGUUGCCGUAUUAUUUCAAGACAAUCCGGUCAUUGUAGAUAUUUUAGGUCAAGAUAUAGUAAAAACAGUAUUACCCACAGAACCAGAUACAAAAGAAGAAAAGUCGCCAAAAAAUUCAUUUCUUGUCACAGCUGUUUCGUGGAAUAAAGCAGGCACACGAAUAUAUGCAGGGACGUCAAAAGGAUAUUUAAAUAUAAUCGACGUUGAAUCAAACAAGAUUACUUAUAGUACAAGAAUAACCAAUACAACCAUCAAAGGCAUUCAGUGGAGUAGGAAUGGACGUGAGUUACUCAUCAAUUCCAAUGAUCGAUCAAUACGAUAUUAUCAAAUAGAAGAUGAAGAUACAGGAAUACCUGUGUUCAGAGAAAGAUUUCAGGAUCUGAUCAAUAGAUCUCAAUGGAGUCAAACGUGUUUUAAUGCAGAUAAUGAAUGUGUUAUUGGUGGAUCAGGACAUAAAGCAGAACAUAAUAUUUAUAUAUGGGAUAGACAAGAAGGAAAUCUUAUAAAAAUAUUGGAAGGGCCUAAAGAACCAUUGGAUGAUUUAGCGUCACAUCCAGUCAAGCCUGUGAUUGCAUCUGUAAGCAGUUUUGGUAAUAUUUAUAUUUGGGCAACAAAACAUCAAGAGAAUUGGAGUGCAUUCGCGCCCGAUUUCAUUGAACUUCAAGAAAAUGUAGAAUAUGAAGAACAAGAAGAUGAAUUUGAUGUGAUGCCUGAUGCUGAAAAAACAAAACAAAAACAAGUAGAUGAGGAUGUCAUUGUUGACGUAACUACAUGUGAUACUAUACAGGCAUUUAUUGAAUCAUCUGAUGAAGAAGAGGAAGACGAAGUACUUUAUUUACCCAAUUUACCAUUUGAAGAUGAUAACAAUACCAGUCUAAGUAGUGAUGAAGAAUUUGCAAAAAGUUCUUUAAAGAAACACGCAGGCGAGUUAUUAAAGAAAAAGAAAAGACUUGAAUCGGAUGAAAACACAAGGCCAAAGAAGUCUAUAAAAAAAUAA